Messenger RNA from Zeugodacus cucurbitae (melon fly), 897 nucleotides. RefSeq names its product three-prime repair exonuclease 1. The record is from RefSeq and is a predicted model, not a curated record. Bases 53 to 778 code for a protein of 241 amino acids. Gene Ontology annotation, molecular function: nucleic acid binding; 3'-5'-DNA exonuclease activity. Gene Ontology annotation, cellular component: cytoplasm. Lineage: Eukaryota; Metazoa; Arthropoda; Insecta; Diptera; Tephritidae. The transcript has 3 exons. Gene Ontology annotation, biological process: DNA catabolic process.
CUAAAUAGUAUCAGUAUUAUUUGAAAAGUUAGGUAUCAACAAGUGUUCACCAAUGCCAACGCUAAUGAGUCCGCGAAUCGCAUCUUUUGUUGUACUUGAUUUAGAAGCAAGCACUUAUGACGGAAACGAAUCAAAGCUGUCAGUUGCAGAAUUGUGCAUGUAUGGUUUCCCCAGCACAGAUUUGAAAACGCAGCCAAUAAGAGUGACACCAAAUAGUAAAAUUUGCUCGCCGCUACCAUCACCAAAUUUAAAUAAACUUACAUUGCUAUGCAAUCCUCAAAAAGUUAUUUAUCCAACAACCACAGCCAUGUCGAAACUGGACAAUUACAUGUUGGAAUAUGAGUCAUGCUUUGAUGCGAACACUGCAGUUAUUAUUACAAGCUUCAUAAAGCACAUGCCACAACCGGUAUGCCUGGUUGCACACGGUGGCUCUAAACAUGAUUUUGCGAUAGUUAAAAAUACGUUCAAUAAGCUCAAAUUGGAACUUCCGCAUGACAUUCUUUGUAUAGAUUCAGUAAAUGUAUUUUGGGGAAUAGACAAACUCAAGGAGUGCGACCCUGAAUUCAUAAACAAACAUAAUGGCCAAUAUCCACCGCGUGGCACGUAUAAGUUAAAAAAUAUGUAUGAACGGUUUUUUAAGGAGGCACCGAAAGUGAUGCAUCAAGCCGAAGCGGAUGUGGAGAGUUUAACGCAUUUAAUGAAUGUAUAUGGUAGUGAUUUUCUGUUAUAUGCACAAAAUCACGCCAUACCUUUUAAGGAUGUAGGGAGUAAUGUAUAAGUAUAAAUAAAACUCAGACAAAAAAAUUAAUCUACAUGCUUUAUAUGCAGGAAAUUACAAUUAACUAUAGCUUUUUAUAAAUUGUAUCAUUUAUUUUAAUAAAAGUUCAGAAAACUGAA